This is a messenger RNA of Leptonychotes weddellii (Weddell seal), 6748 nucleotides long. The record is from RefSeq and is a predicted model, not a curated record. Lineage: Eukaryota; Metazoa; Chordata; Mammalia; Carnivora; Phocidae.
AUGGAGCAGGUUCGGCGUUGGGCUAUCCUGACCGCAAGAAAUUUGGGAAAAGUGGACAGAGAUGAUUAUUAUGACUUGCAGGAGGUUUUGACUUGCCUUUUUAAAGUCAUUGAAUUGGGGCUUUUGGAAAGUCCAGACAUUUAUACUUCUUCUGUCCUCGAGAAGGGUAAACUGAUUCUUCUGCCCUCACACAUGUACGAUACCACCAACUACAAAAACUAUUGGUUAGGUAUUUGCAUGUUGCUGACCAUUCUGGAGGAGCAGGCCAUGGACUCACUAUUGCUGGGCUCAGACAAACAGAAUGAUUUUAUGCAAUCAAUACUUCACACCAUGGAGAGGCAAGCAGAUGAUGAUAGUGUGGAUCCUUUUUGGCCAGCAUUACACUGUUUCAUGGUGAUUCUGGAUCGCCUUGGAUCUAAGGUCUGGGGUCAACGUAUUGAUCCUAUUGAGGCAUUUCAAACCAUUAUCAACAAUGUGAGCUACAAUAAAGAGAUCCAAAAUAUACGGAACAGCUCUGUAAGGACCAAGUUAGAACCGGAGUCAUAUUUGGAUGAUAUGGUGACUUGCAGCCAGAUUGUAUACAAUUAUAAUCCCGAAAAGACCAAAAAGGAUUCAGGGUGGAGAUCAGCCAUUUGCCCAGAUUAUUGUCCUAACAUGUAUGAAGAGAUGGAAACAUUAGCCAGUGUGCUUCAGUCAGAUAUUGGUCAAGACAUGCGUGUUCAUAACAGCACCUUUCUGUGGUUCAUCCCUUUUGUUCAGUCCCUCAUGGAUCUUAAGGAUUUGGGUGUGGCUUAUAUAGUAGAGGUUAUUCAUCAUCUGCACUCGGAAGUCAAAGAUGUCCUCAACCAAACAGAUGCCAUGUGUGACAAAGUUACUGAAUUUUUUCUUCUGAUUUUGGUGUCCGUGAUUGAGCUGCAUAGAAAUAAAAAAUGUCUGCAUUUGCUGUGGGUUAGUUCCCAGCAAUGGGUAGAAGCCGUUGUAAAAUGUGCCAAGCUACCUACCACUGCAUUUGCACGGAGUUCUGAGAAGUCAUCUGGAAAUUGCUCCAAAGGAACAGCAAUGAUAUCAUCUCUGUCAUUGCAUUCAAUGCCAUCAAAUUCUGUACAACUGGCUUGUGUGCAGCUGAUUAGAAGUCUCCUUAAAGAAGGUUAUCAGCUUGGGCAGCAAACUUUAUGUAAGCGAUUCUGGGAUAAACUCAAUUUAUUUCUGCGUGGAAAUUUGUCUCUAGGUUGGCAGUUGAGUACUCAGGAAACCCAUGAGUUACAAACUUGUUUAAAGCAAAUUAUUAGAAACAUAAAAGUCAAAGUACCUCAAUGUAACACUUUCGUGGAUCUGAGUCCUGCAGGUAAAAGCUCUCCGGCAUCUUACAGUAAAGAAGAAAGUGAACAAAUAGAGAGGAAGUCCAAUAAAGAUCUACACUGUCUGGAAAACUCCAGCCCAACAUUUUCUAAAGAACCAAUGAAAGCUGAGGCAUAUCAAAUACAAGAGAAUAUAUUGAUUAAAGCAAGUAACACGACAGAAGAGGAUAAUGAGCAAAAUUAUAUAAAAGAUUGGAAACUAGAAGAUCAUCUCUCAGCCGAGUCAUGCAUAAAGAAGAGUAGUAAAAACCUUUUCACUGAAAGAGCUCAAGAUCAAGUUAAAAUAAGUACAGGGAAGCAGAAGUCUGUGAAAGAGAAUUGUACUUCAAGAAAUGUACUGCAGAAUUGUACUUCAAGGAAUGGUCCAGAGAGGGGAUGUGACAGAGGAAUAAUAAUGUCAACACAUUUGUUGACCGACUCUAGCACUGAUUCUCCGGAGAAGCCAUGCACAUCAAAUGAGGAUUUCUCUUUCAAGGAUGAUGCUCUUGGCAAAACCUCAAAAUCAAAAACUAAGGCACAUAAAAAUGAAAUUUGUGCUAAGUUAUCACAUGUAAUAAAGAAGCAACACAGGAAAAGUACUUUGAUCAAUAAUACUGGUAAUUUAGAGGAAAACCUAACUGUGUCUAACAUUGACAGUUUCUAUUCAAGGAAAGAUUCAGGAGGUCAGAAAGGGGAUGGCUUCAUGCACAAUCUCUCUUUAGACCCUCUCGGCAUUCUGGAUGAUAAAAAUGGGGAACAAAAAUCUCAAAACAGUUUAUUGCUGAAAAAGAAACAACUGAAGAGUGAAGAGUUAGAUAUUUUCUCUUCCUAUGAAAACAGCUAUCAAAUACAGGAAUGUCACAUUGAUGAUAAAGAUUUGGUCUCGUUUACAGAAGUGACCAACACUUUCGGGAAGAAAAUGUCUCCCUUCAAAGAUCCUGUGACUGUUCUUGAAUCAAAAGAUAAGGAAAUUAGCAAGAAUACCAGUCAGAUGUCUUCUCACUUGAGAGAACAGGCUCCUGGCCUCAGUCCUCAGUCUGACACCUUAACAGAUUCUCAGAUAGACAGAGACCUCCACAAGUUAUCUUUAAUAGCUCAAGCCAGCGUUAUUAAGUUCCCAUCAGAUUCAACUCAAAAAAGCUCAUCCCAGCUACAAAGAAGAGUGAAAGAUGACAGAAGAUGUUUCCCGGCUGACCAGAAUAAUACUGGGGAAGCCUGUCGGGGCCAGAUUAUUAUUAUUUCAGAUUCUGAUGAUGAUGAUGAUGAUGAAGGAAUUCUGGGUUUUGAGAAACAUAUUAAACAAGAUAAAAUAGGCAUCAAGAAAGAAUGCCCGGAGCAGCAUAUUUCAAUAGCUAGUACGAAUGUGGAAAAGAAGUUAAUAAAGGAAGAGGAGACAAAGUCCGUUUUGCAGUUUGAAGAAUCAGAUUCUCAGUUUUUUGAGUUUGAAAGUCCAUGUGAAGUGUUUUCAGUUUGGCAAGAUCAGGAAGCAGAGAAGAAUUCAGUUCAAGAGAAUGAAAAAAAUUCUUGUUCAACUGGCAUAGCUGAUACCACGAAUGAUUGGGGUUAUGAGACAGAUUAUGUAUCUGAAGAGGUUAUUAAGAAGGUAGCAGAGGGCAUUGAAAAACACACAGAACCACAGAGUAGUAUUUCUGUUGGGGAAUUUUGUGAAAUUGAAGUAAAAAAACGUAAGAGAAAACGAUUUGAAAAACCUAUGGCUGAAGGUCCUCUAAGGUCUUCACCUUCUGAUAGAAACGAGAACGAGCCUGAUAUUCUUAAUGAGAGAGGUCUGACUGAAAAUGAUUUUAAAAGUAUGGACCUAAGGACAGCGAGUCCCAGUUCAAGUGUUCAGAGAGACAAAGACACUACGGUUUCACUGAAGAAGUCUUCUCCAAAGCUUCGUACUUAUUCCAAACCCAUUAGAAGAGUCCCACUUUCUAAAACUCCUAAGAAAACACAUUCAGAUACCAAGAAAGGGCAGAAUAAAAGUUCAAAUUAUAUAAGUUGUAGGACAACUCCUGCUAUAGUUCCACCAAAGAAAUUUCGCCAGUGCCCUGAACCAACUUCAGCAGUUGAGAAACUUGGUCUGAAGAAGGCUCCUCGUAAGGCAUUUGAUUUGUCUCAGCGAUCUCUAGAGUAUUUAGUUCAGUUACGCGACCAUGGUAAAACUGUUGGAGUGGUUGAUACUAGCAAAAAGACUAAGUUAAUUUCUCCUCAGACUCUCUCUGUCAGAAACAAUAAGAAACUGCUGACAAGUCAAGAUCUUCAGUUACGAAGGCAGAUGAGACCCAAAUCACAACAAAAUAGACAAGGACUUUUGGAUUAUGAAAAUAAAGAUACUACAAGAGCAGGGCUGUGUCCAGCACAGAAUUCUGACAUACUUGUCCCAGAAUCAGAUGGUUCAGAUUAUAGUUAUAAAGGAGGAACUGAGGUGGUUGCUAACAACACUGGGAAACAAUUAAUAAAAUGUGUGUCUUCAGAACCAGAACCCAUGAAAACAAAAUAUGUGUCUCAGGUGACCAGUGAUGCUUGUCUUUUGAACCAGUCUGCUUCUGUUGUGUUGAAUGGAAGAAUACCAACAAAGGAAAUCAUUGUCUCUGCUUCAGCAGACCCCUUAGGAGGUGGUGACCCAACAGUACAUCAUUUAGAAUUGACAGUUUUGAAAGACGGAGAGCCUGAAUCCAACAGUGAUACAGAAGAUGAGAAUAUAUUUCUAACACAGCACGAUCCUGAAGAUAUGGAUUUGUGUUCACAGAUGGAGAAUGGUAAUGAGAAACUCAUUGAAGUAGUUCAUGGCAAAGAUACAGCUCAGGUGGAAGAAGAUUCUGUAAGUCGGCCUCAGUUGGAAUCUUGGAGUAGCACAAAAUGUAAGUACAAAGAUUGUGUUGAAACCCCGAAAAACCAGGGUGACUACUGCUCAAAACACUGUGAAGCUAAAGCAGCAGAUGAAGAUGUAUUUCGUAAACCUGGCUUGCCCCUUUCUGCAUCCAAGCCUUCGAGACCUUCCACUGCUAAGAUUUUUAGCUCAAGUAGUACUUCACGAAUUGCUAAUCUUUCCAAGUCUUUGGAAAGUGCCUCUGCACUUCCACCAGCUCUAAAAAAUAAGUCAAAUGGGGCACAGGCUGUUUUGAAAGUCCCACAGCCAGCCUCUGUGUUGUCUCCAAAGCCAGUGGGUGAAGUGAAGAGUUUGUGCAAUGUUCUUCAUCCUCAGACUCCAAGUAAUUCCAUCAGGCAAGGUUACAAGCUAACGUUUGGUGAAAGCAAAUCCUUCUCAGCUUCCUCUCCAGUCCACAUUCUCUUGUCAUCGCAGUCCAUCUCUGACACCUUUGUCAAAGAGGUCUUAAAAUGGAAAUACGAAAUGUUUGUGAACUUUGAUCAGUGCGGGCCCCCAGCAAGCCUUUGUCAGUCCAUCUCAAGACCUGUGCCUGUCAAAUUUCAAGAUUGUGGAGAUUAUUUUAAUGUUUUUUUCCCUUUGAUGAUAUUGAAUACUUUUGAAACAGUGGCACAGGAGUGGAUCAGCUCUCCAAACAAAGAGAAAUUCUAUCAGUUGCAUUUACGAAAAUUUCCUGCUGAUUAUAAAAAAUACUGGGAGUUUGUGGAUUUUAUUUAUUUGAUGCGCAAUGGGAAAUCUGAGUGUUCCCUUUCCAUCCAGACUCAAGAUAAUUUGCCAGUCAAUUUAAAUGAACUCGUGAAAUGCGUUGUAAUCAGUUCUCUGGUAACUACACAAAGGAAGUUGAAAGCCAUGUCUUUGUUGAGUGGACGGAACCAACUGGCCAGAGCUGUUCUGAAUCCAAACCCCAUGGACUUCUGUACAAAAGAUUUACUAACUACAACAUCUGAGAGAAUUAUCGCCUACUUAAGAGAUUUCAACGAAGACCAAAAGAAAGCGAUAGAAACUGCAUAUGCCAUGGUCAAACACUCCCCGUCAGUUGCCAAGAUCUGUCUGAUUCAUGGACCACCUGGAACAGGAAAAUCAAAAACUAUUGUUGGCCUCCUGUACCGCCUCCUGACAGAGAACCAGAGGAAGGGGCAUUCAGAUGAAAACUCCAAUGCCAAAAUCAAACAAAACCGUGUCCUUGUGUGUGCGCCUUCCAACGCAGCUGUUGAUGAACUUAUGAAAAAAAUCAUCCUUGAAUUUAAAGAAAAAUGUAAAGACAAGAAGAAUCCUUUGGGGAACUGUGGAGAUAUAAAUUUAGUACGUCUCGGUCCAGAAAAGUCUAUUAAUAAUGAGGUCCUAAAAUUCAGUUUGGACAGCCAAGUUAACCACAGAAUGAAAAAAGACUUACCUUCUCAUGUUCAGGAGAUGCAUAGAAGAAAGGAAUUUCUAGAUCAUCAACUUGAUGAACUUUCCCGCCAGCGUGCUUUAUGCCGAGGAGGAAGGGAAAUACAGAGGCAAGAAUUAGAUGAAAAAAUUGCAAAAGUUUCAAAAGAGAGGCAGGAACUAGCUUCUAAAAUUAAAGAGGUUCAAGGACGCCCACAAAAAACACAGAGCAUCAUCAUCUUAGAGUCUCAUGUCAUCUGCUGCACAUUGAGCACAAGUGGUGGUUUACUGCUUGAGUCUGCUUUUCGUGGGCAAGGGGGUGUCCCCUUCAGUUGUGUCAUUGUCGAUGAGGUCAGUAGGCGGUCGGCGGUAUGACUUGGAUGUUGCUGUGAGGGCCGAGUCUUGAGGGAACCAUGCUGCUGCUGAGUUAGAGCAGAGUCCUUGUGUAGCUGGUUUUUACCUGCUGUCACAUGUGUGUAGUCUCUUAUGUUGAAAUGUGCUGCUUACGGCCCCCCACGGUUAAAAUGGCUUUCCCAGAAUUGGGAUUAUAUAGUCUUAAGGAUGCCUGACUGUUCCCAACAGAUCCUUCCCAAGGAGAAUCUCGCUUCUGCUUGGAAUAGCUCUGGUUCCCUUUUGAAGCAGUUUUAAUAUAACUUUGGACAGCUCUGAGCCACAAUAUUUUCAGCUAAUAUCCUUUAUUCGUAGUUCAUUCAUUGAGCAAGCAUUUGUUGGGUACCUACUGUUGGCCAGAAUGUAGAGCCAGAAGACAAAAGACGUGGAAAAUGAGAUACAGAGGAUCAAUCCAAGAUCCAGUUUCACCAAAACGAAAGAACAGAAACCAUGGAAAUGUUGAAAUAAUUGAAGAAAAUGUUAUUGAAGAGAAGCUUGAGUCUUGCAGAUGAUGAGGCCUGCGGGGAACAAGGAAGAAAGGGGGUGGCAGGGAGAGGGGGGUCACACAGCCACGCAGUUCCCGUGGGCAAGUGCCCAGAAGGAACAGAGAACAUAGGACUGGGGCAUUACACGCCUUCCAGCCCGUGGCUGGUUCCCAAGUGGUCAUGGUACCCUACUGGUUCCAGCUUCACAAUGCACCUGUGGUGGUUCUUCUUAAUUGAUUGUUUAGAGUGUUUGUUUCUGUUGUUGUUUUAUCUUCUAA